AUGGGUGUGAGGAGAUUAGAGUCGGCAGAACCUAGGCGGCGGGAGGGACAGUGCUGUUGUAGAAGCCCUGUGUUUCUUCUGGGGUUGCUAGUGAAUGUCACAGCCAUGCGAGCUUUCAUGUGACAGACGACCUGGACAGACACUCACAUCUAUAUUUUCAACCUGGUUUUAGCGGAUUCUGCCCUGAUCUUGGGCAUUCCUUUUAGGAUUUACCAAUCUUUCUUCUGCUUGGAGAAGACAUUGUGUACCUUUCUUAUUUAUACCCAUUACAUCAAAAUGUUAUGCUCAGUUUUGUCAGUAACGCCCAUCAGUGUUAUCCGCUACAUCGCUGUAAGGUUCCCAUUGCAGGUGAGGUCAUGGAGGAGGAAGAAAAAGAUGGGGUUGGCUGUUUGUUUACUCAUUUGGGGCUAUCUAGUGAUAAUGGCCACUGUAUUCUAAAAGGAGAAUUAUCCUCUAUGGACGUGCUUUGAACGAUGUAAAGAUUACCCCUGUCAUAUCAACUUUGUCACCAUGCUGGUAUUUUCUGGCUUCUUCGCUCUCUUAAAGACUCUCCUAUUUUGCUCAAGUCAGAUUAUUAUGUUAAAGGGAGCUGGCGAGUCACCGUCACUGCAAAGAAGCACCGUUGGCAUAGUAACACCAAACAUGGUCGUGUUCAUUGGCAGCUACAUGCCAAUCUCUGUUAGCUUUCUUGUGACUAUUUUCUAUCCUACAUCUGCAAACUGCAAGUCAGUUUACCUCACUGCUCAUGCGUUUAUACGUGUCGCUGAGUGAAUUUCAUCAACAAACUGCUUCUUACAUUCAAUUAGCUAUUACUUCCUGUUGAAAAAGUAG
Molecule: messenger RNA, 831 nt
Organism: Nerophis lumbriciformis (worm pipefish)
Lineage: Eukaryota; Metazoa; Chordata; Actinopteri; Syngnathiformes; Syngnathidae
Source: RefSeq, a predicted model, not a curated record